CCGGCGUCAAACCUCACACUAAAGACACGGGACACAACUGCGCGUUGAGCUGGAGCUUUCUGCUUUUAAUUAGUACUCCCAUUCCUUCGUUUUCGUCUAGAAGACAUGGACAACCACGAACUGAAUGUUUUAUGAAGAAUGUAUGUUUCAAAGCUUUGUUUUUAGCUUUUCUUGUUUUCUUGCUUUUUUAUAUUGCUGUUUCAUCAACUGAGAUUGAGGGGGAAGUAGAGAAGAGGAUAGCAUGGGCAAAACCCUGGGGUUUUGUCUGUAAUUCGAAAUGGACCCGGUCUUGUCACAGCGAGACAAAGACGAUGAGGCCGGGCCGGGACAGCUGUGCCGGGGCUGUGUGAGGAUGAGAGUGCUCCUCUGGGCCUACCCGCUGCGCUUCUCCUGGAUGAUGGAGGCGGAGCCCUUCACCUCCACGCUGCUGCGGGCGGGGGGCCGCGUCCCCGACCCCGGCAUGACCCUGGAGCAGAAGACCACCUUCGCUUUCGUCAUCUUCCUCUUCAUCUUCCUGGGCAUCCUGAUCGUGCGCUGCUUCCGCAUCCUGCUGGACCCGUACCGGAGCAUGCCCACCUCCACCUGGGCGGACGGGCUGGACGGGCUGGAGAAGGGCCAGUUCGACUACGCCCUGGCGUAGAGGGGCCCCGCGGGGGCCCCGUGCGCGUCCAGCGUCACCGCCUCCCUGCCGCCGCUACGCCAAGGAACGUCAGAAACGUGGGCCGUCUGAGACAGCCCAAUGAGCGUCUGACCCGCGAGCGUUCCCCUUCCCCGCCGGCGGAAGGAUACGUUCUCAUGUGUAGGGUAGUAUUGCAGUUUACCCGCUCGUGCUGUGGCCACCCCACCCCUCUGCUGCUGUAGGAAGCGUGAUGUUCGCCCACAAUCGCAUUCUAAGUGUCCUCAGUCGCGUACGGCUCCACUUGGUGUGACAUUGACUCGUUCCUCUAAUAAAUCACGGUCGCGAGCUCCACAAGGUGAAGAGACAUUGAUUACGGCAGACCUGCAAAGGACAUUUGGUUACCUCCGCUGUGUCCCCGUUAGAGCUACCCCGGUCGCCGUAAAUUACAAAUCAAGUUGUGAAUCCUGCUCCGAUUGGUCUGAUCAAUCACAAUUGGUGUUGCUCUGUGUUUCUAAUUUUUUUGUUGGCAGGCAAGUAAGAUGUCUUGAAUCCCAGGGCCAAUCAGGGUAUUAAACGGAUGGAGCUUCCAAAACAAACUGCAGUAGAUACUGUGCGCUCUGUGCUCUGUUUGCGUUUUUGUGCAUUCAAUCAUAUUUAGAGGUUUGUCUGACGUUUUAGACUCUGUCGAUUGUGGUAAGUGAUCAUACUUUAUUUGCUUGUCCAAAAUCUGCCCGCACAAAUCAAUAUUUGGACAAACAGUAGAAUGAUGAGUAAUUUCAUCUCCUUUGGACUUUGAAAUGUACACUGCAGUGUGCCAAGAACACCAUUUAAUCCCUUGAAACUUGUCAUUAAAACUAUAUUAGUUUACAUA
This is a messenger RNA of Conger conger (European conger), 1490 nucleotides long. RefSeq names its product cortexin-3-like. NCBI's taxonomy places the organism in Eukaryota, Metazoa, Chordata, Actinopteri, Anguilliformes, Congridae. The record is from RefSeq and is a predicted model, not a curated record. Bases 278 to 640 code for a protein of 120 amino acids. The transcript has 2 exons.